UUAACGAAAUUUUAAAAGAAAAGAUUGAACGUAAAUAAUAUUUGUGUGCAAGAAUUGAAUGGUGAAUUCAUAGGAAUUGUGUUAUAAAGUAAAUAAAUAUGACGGCGGCAAUUAAAACGUUAUGGAAGCAAGCAUUAAAUACGUUUGAAGAACGGAGUAAUGUUGGAUUUAAGCUUUGUCAAAAGAACUUUGACAAAUUGCGGUACUUGAUGAACAAGAUUACAGCCGAAGAUGUAAAUUUAAAUAAACAGAUCCUUGAUUUUAUUCAAGUACAGCAUGCUCCGAUGUGGGUAAUUGAUAUAUUUGAAAAUAAAGACUUUGCUAUUUCAAUUUUUAUAUUGAAACAUGGAUUUACAAUGCCAAUACAUGAUCAUCCUGGAAUGUAUGGAUUUUUAAAGGUAAUCAGUGGUGUAGUCCAAGUAAACAAUUAUACUCUGAAGCCAAAUGAAGAUCAUACAAUCAGAUUAAACAAAGAAGUAAUGGCAUAUAGACAUAAACAAAUAUCAUUACACAGCAAUUCACCUGCUUGUACUCUUACACCAAAAGACAAAAAUUUACAUGAAAUUACGUGUAUUGAAGGACCCGCUGCAUUUUUGGAUAUACUUAGUCCUCCAUAUGAUGUAGAUGAUUCUGGAAAAGGUCCAAGACCAUGCACAUUUUUCAAAACUGUUAGUAGUUCCAAGCUAUGUACAGAUUCAGAUAUAGUGGAAGAAGUUAAAUUGGUGGUUAUUGAAGGUCCACCAGAUUUCUAUUCUGGAAGCCUUAAAUACACAGGACCACCUUUAAUGUGACCUGAAAUAUCAAAAAAUAUUUCUUGUUCUGUUUGUUAAAAAGUUUUGCAUUUUAUUGAAUUAAUUUACAUUUGUAAUUAUAUUAUAAACUUUUAAGAAUAUUUAAAUUCUAAUUGAAUGUAUAUUAUUGGUGUUUAUUUCUUGUACCUUUUUGCAGAUAUGUAAGUUUAUGAAGACAUAUAUAUUGUUUAGAUAAGCUCUAUAUAUAAAAGUGAUAUAAAAAUUUUAUAUUUUAUAACAUUAGUUUAUAUUGGUUAUAGUUUAUUUUUAUUUAUUACGGAUUUUGGACUGAAAUUGGAUAUAAUUUGUAAUCUGUAACUCUUUGCAUUUUUAUUGAUUUUUUGUAUACAAAAGUGUUAUCUGUAUAAAAAUCACGAAUGUGAAAUGAUUACAUUAUAUUUACUAUUUCGUUGAUACAUAGAAUAAGGAUGUAAACAAAGAAUGUAUUAUAAUACACUUUACAUGUAAUGCGUGAUAAACAAAGGCAUAUGAUAAUUAUUAAAUAAAAACAAAAAUUUUAAUUGUAUAAAAAAUA
This is a messenger RNA of Bombus pyrosoma, 1326 nucleotides long. Its product is annotated as 2-aminoethanethiol dioxygenase. Gene Ontology annotation, cellular component: mitochondrion. The record is from RefSeq and is a predicted model, not a curated record. Lineage: Eukaryota; Metazoa; Arthropoda; Insecta; Hymenoptera; Apidae. The coding region runs from base 99 to 791 and encodes 230 amino acids. The transcript is spliced from 3 exons. Gene Ontology annotation, molecular function: oxidoreductase activity, acting on single donors with incorporation of molecular oxygen, incorporation of two atoms of oxygen.